AUGGUGAAGGAGGAGUGCAAAGCGCUGCUGGACGCGCUCAACAAGGUGACCGCCUGCUACCGGCACAUGGUGCUGACCAUCGGCGGCACCUCGGACUCCCAGAACCUGCGGGAGGAGCUCAAGAAAACCCGGCAGAAAGCCCAGGAGCUAGCGGUGGCCAACAGGAACAAGCUCACCACGGUCCUGAAGGACAAAACCGUGAGUAAGGAAGAUAAAGCCGAGUUCGAGAGGCUAUGGGUGAUUUUCUCCACGUGCCUAGAGAUCCUGGAGAUCGACAUGAGGAGAGCCCUGGAGCUGGGCCACGAGUUCCCGCUAAACGUCCCCAAAAAGCACCUGAUCCAGACAGGCAUGAGCGGGGGAACCUCUGGUGUGGCCGCCAGGGCGAUGAGCGUCCAGAACAUGAAAUACGAGGCUGAGCACAAUAUAGACGUGGUGGAUUUGAAAGACCUCGAGAACGAAAUCAACCAGGUAGGAGAGAUGAUGUACGAGAUGGAAAUGAAGGUCAAUGUCCCCCAGUGGACAGUAGAGGCUAAGCAAGACCCAGGGGCUGAACUAAAAUCCACCAUCAGCAUGGGCGCUUCUUCUAUUGGCAUGAUCUCUGUGGAGGAAAAUAAAUCCUUCUGCGAUAUCAGCAAGGUUCUAGCUGGGAUUAUUUUCUCCGCUGUGCUCAUUAUCGCUAUAGUCCUGGCAGUGUGUGUGGUAAAACUCUCUUAGGGUGGUGCAGCCUCUGAACCCCCUCCAUCUGUCUAUGGAGUGUGUCACUUCUCACCUUUAAUUUCAAAACGGGUAACUUGGAUGAGCUGAGAAUUUAAACCUAGCACUUGAAAAAACAAAGCAAAACUUUUGCCUCUCAGUAUCCUAAAAUGCACGAUUUGUUUCUUCUUGCUCUUUGAAGAAGAAAGAUGCAAAUCAGCCUGCAGAAUAGGAUGUCUUCAUCUGCUGGACUUGUAACGGUUAACUAUGAAGUAUCAGGGUAUUAUCUCUACUGGCUUUAACAGGGAUUUGUCUGCUAUUAAUAGUUCACUGUUCUCAGAAGCCUGUAUUUUUUUGUUCUUGAAUAGGCUUUGGUGUUUGCUGCUGGUCACUGUUUACAGUAUUUGUGAGUAACACAAAUUUGAAGGCUAACACAGGUAUUUUGUCUGACAAAUGCUUUUUCUUUCAUCAAAUUUAUUUCAGUGGAGGAAAAGAGGAAGGAUGAAAACUCCAAUAAAAGAAUGUAAACAACCUCUGUUUUAGAUGAGUUAAUGGCUGGGGAGAGAUAUGUGGAGAAGGAUGAAAAAACAGAACAAGCAAUGUUUGAUACCAAAUCUGUUUGUUGAUUUAAACUGAUUGUACAGAACCCGGUUGCAUGGGUUGACACAGCAAAUGCAAAUGACUAAUCGCUUUUUAAAUCCAGCGAGAAAAAACAGGGAGUUGCGUAUUCAGGAAAACACCAGCAAGCCUUGUGGUUCUCAUCCACAUUAUUUUAUUACCAAGCUGGUUCUUGCCCUUGGUUGAAUUUUUUUUUUUCCUUUUUUCUGUAGAAGCAAACAGCUUGCACUUCACAGUUCACUUUGAAAAUAGGAGCAAUGAAUCUACCCGCAGCAGAAGCAGUCAUUUUUGAAAAUAAAUUUUGGCAAACAAAAAUGUCAAGUUAAAGCAGCCCUUACUAAUAAUCCAAAAAGAGAUCCCCUCUCAUGUUGAUGGGCAGGGAUUGAUACCUGUGGUAUAUGUACAGCCACAUUUCUGCAAGCUCUUGAAUUCUUUGCAGCAAUCCAGAUAAAGCUAAAAAUGUGUCUGUUUUAUAUCUCAUUCAUGUCUGAUUAAUAAUGUGGGAAACAGGAACUGGUCCAGUUUGAUACACUGCAUUUUUGGGAGGUAAAUGCAAGAGCAGCACCGCUUCCCUAUAAAAUUGUUAAUGUUUAAAUGGAAAAGCGGGGGGACAGACUUUGCAGAGAAGUUGUAUAACAUUUUAUGGGAGGACCUAUGUAUUAUGGUAUUUAUUGUGUAACUUAUGGAAAUGUCUUCUGUCACUGUGAACACACAUCCGUUCAAGAAUGCUUGGUAUGUUCUUUAUAGUGUCAUAUGUGUAAGAGGCACUCCACGGGCAAAUAUAAAGACCUUGUAAUAUUGGGGUUUUAAUAAGGUAUUAUUCUUCUGCAUUUAUUAUUAUGGACACAUUAUCAAAGAAUAACAGUUGGACAUGUUUUGUGAAGUUCCUAGACAAGUCUUCAGGCUUGUUAACACUCAAACACCUAAUAUUUUUGAAUUAAGAACUAAACACACUUUGAAAAAGUGCAGCAAAGUUUAUUCUUUGAAACUUAUGAGAACUGGAUUUGAAGAGAAAAGGUGUGUGACAAAUUUGAAUAUGGUCACUUGUACGUGAGAAAAAAAUAAUGUAGGUGAGGAAAAAUUGUAAGUGGACACCUGAAUCAAAAGUUAGAGUCUAUCAUUAUGUUGAAGGAUAAUGUGGUUCUGCGCAUUGAUGCAGUCCAGCUCCAUUCUCAUGGGAAUUCACCUUUUUAUGAGAUGACUCCACAUUCCUUUCUAUUGUAUUUCACUCAUUCCAUAGGAUGUGUUUCAUGCAUAGUUAACCUAGCUUCAUAGAGAUUCGCAGCAGCAUUCUGACAAAAUCAAGCCUGUAUUUAUCGGUGCUACUGUUUCAGUCUGACUAGACGAGGUGUAAUUGCUUUGUUUUGACUUACAUGAGAUCUCCUUCACAAUCGUAUUAACUAAACAUAUUUAUGGAAAAUACAGCAAAAGCUGCAGGAGAAUGUACAUAUUAGGAUUGCAAACACUAGUCACUAUGGAUCUGCGGGUAUUUUCACUCUUUGCACUCUCCUUUUCCUUAGUCCGCAGGAAGGUGGAUAAGAAGUUGAAGUUGGACUCUGUUCUGUGCUUGUUGAAAACUCCGUGUUCCUUUUGGAAUAAGAUAUCGUUUAAGCACAUGUUCUGAAAAUGCAAGUAAUGCAAGUCUGGUUUCUGGUGGAUAAGUAAAAGGUGCCACCUACAGCAUUCAUUAUCUUGGAUAUUGGUAUCCUGAAGCAGGUAUACAGUUUAUCCACGGUUAGCAUGUAGAAGAACUUUUAAUAGUUAAAUGUCAUCUUGAAAAGCAAGCCUCAUUGAGCUGGUGAAUUGUAAAUUUACAGUCCAUUGCAUUUUUUGGAAUUUGGAUUUUUGGAUAUAGGACUCAAAGAAUUCAUGUAAGUAACCUAUAAUUAUGUAAGUCUUGCUCCAUUACAAAUACACACAAUUAGUAUUUAAAGGAUUGGACUUUGGAAAAAUAAAGUACUUUCAAGUCCUAAGACAAAGCUGGCUGGAGAUUUAUUCGUCAUUUGUUUGUUCCUAAAAAUCUGUACCAUCUUAUAUUUAGGAUACCUGAAAUUAAAAUAUUAAGUAGAAUUGUAAUAGAGGAUUGGCACCAUUUAAAUGGAUAAUGCUGCUGCCAUUAAUCACUUCCACUUGAUGCAACAGUACACUCAAUGUGACAGACUUCAGGUGCACAAGCGCACAAAAUGAAAACAAGAUGAAGCCACCACUGCCAAAAAGUGCUGAUGUUUCUUUUAAAUCAAGAAAUAAAGAGAUGAUGUAGAUUUACAGUCUUCAUUUUUUUCCCCCACUGGAAUGCAACCAGAAGGAGACUGGAAAUACUAUUUUUGUAAGUGAAAAAUGGAAAGGCAAACUUCAAAAAACUCUAAAUAGCACAAAGAAAACGCAAAUACUCUCAUGCUGAUCAGUGAAUGAGAAUGUUAUUGCAUUUUCACUACAAAAGAGGAUGGUCAUUGCUUCAUUUCAGUGUUCUACUUCAGUUCUUUUGUCUUUAUUCACAGGAUAUACAUGUUACAUUUGCUGUAUACUCAUGUCUUAUUCCUGACUUGAAUUAUACUGGUUUUGCCUGUGUACGGGUGGUAUUUUUCUAUACUUUGAAUAAUUCAAACUUGUUACUGUCACUAUUUAUUUAACUUAAAAUAGAAUACAUUCUUAUAACUUACUGGUUGGCUUACAGCAAUAGUUAAAACCAAACAAAAACUAGAAUAUUAAUACAGUUUGUCAGCAAGCUCUUCUAAACAAAAAGUUCCUGUUUCAACUACAGGAAAAAAAGUAACAUGCUAAGCCUUCUCAUUACAGUUUUCUUUACAUAAAUGCACCCUUCUCAAGCUCCCAAAGUUGAAUACAGUGAUAUAUCCUUAAUUUAUACUGCAAGGGAAUCAGCAGUCAGAAAAGUCAAGAAAUCUCUGCCUUAGGAAGCAGCUACAAUAACGUUUAGGACCACAGGGCUGGCGUUGCCUUCAGCACUGCUUGCUCAGUCCUGUGGAGUACAGUACAGAACCCUUGGCUUGGGCAGCUGACAACUAGAGAACAUAUUCGACUAGAGGAAUGUGUAGACCCUCAUUGUUAGGAUCCAAACUCUGCCCCCUUACAGCCAGCAAAGCAACAUUAGCCAACCUAAGGAGGGUGAAAUUUGGUCCAUUAGGAUUGAUAGCAACAACAAGAAGAUAGUUGUAUCAAACUGUUAGAAAUGAGUCUGUAAAAUGAAGUAUUUUGGAAUUUUAUUCCAGGACUUCCAGUCUAUCACCGUAAAAACCCUCUACACUGUUUUCUUAGUUCACUACUAAAAUGGACGAAGAACCAUCUUCUUAUGUUGCAAACAACGUAACAUCAAACUUCAGCAUUAUGAACGUGAAAUAAAAUUAGUUUCAAAAUUCUUCAUGAAAAUAUUUUUACAUGAAUGCACUUAUUUAAAAACAGACAAAACAACUGAUGUCAUUAGUUUUCGGAUUAAAAAUUAAACACGCUUAUUUGUAGUCUGAA
This is a messenger RNA of Columba livia (rock pigeon), 4791 nucleotides long. It is a transcript of the gene RGS9BP, whose product is annotated as regulator of G protein signaling 9 binding protein. Bases 1 to 714 code for a protein of 237 amino acids. Gene Ontology annotation, biological process: detection of light stimulus involved in visual perception; G protein-coupled receptor signaling pathway. Lineage: Eukaryota; Metazoa; Chordata; Aves; Columbiformes; Columbidae. Gene Ontology annotation, cellular component: neuron projection. The record is from RefSeq and is a predicted model, not a curated record. The transcript has a single exon.